Molecule: messenger RNA, 615 nt
Organism: Marchantia polymorpha subsp. ruderalis
Lineage: Eukaryota; Viridiplantae; Streptophyta; Marchantiopsida; Marchantiales; Marchantiaceae
Source: the annotation of a GenBank genome assembly
GAUCAUUUGAACUGAUGUGAUUGAUGUGGAGACUCAGAUCUCUAUUAACCCUCUGCUCUCGUACUUUCCCACAUUUUCCAUUCGUGAAAGAUAUUCUACUGUCACUAUCGACAUGAUGCUCCCUUGCUCAAGCCUCGUAAAACGUUUGCUGUUCCUUUCGUUGCUGACAGCCAUUGCCUGUCAGCUCGUAAUGAGAGGAAUAGCCCCAAGUCCCGGGUCCGAGAAAGUUAAUGGACCUUGUGGAAUGUCAAAGAAAACUGCUCCGAUGUGCGGAUAAAUCUGUCAAAUCAAGUCCUGAACUUGUGACGGAUCUCCAAGGCCCUGAAGAAUCUCUCUGGGAUUUGGAAAAGGCGAUUCUGAGCCUCUUCCUCGCAAGACGCUAUAGAAUCGACCUUCAUAUUCUAGCUCAUAUCAAUUAUCCACCCAAGAUGGUGGAUAUCCUGCGGCACGUCCAUCGCCAAUUCUGACAGAUGGGGAUCACCCGACUCUGGAUUAUCUCCGUCUCCGCGGAAAUUAUGAACAAAUUCCACGAAUUAUCCAGAGAAUGGUCUUUCUGUAUAGCCUGUUCCGCGGCGAAUAGCACAAGAAGGGGCGAAUAGCAAAAAAAAACAGAAU